Suncus etruscus (white-toothed pygmy shrew) is the source of this 2894-nucleotide messenger RNA. RefSeq names its product cytoplasmic polyadenylation element binding protein 1 (gene CPEB1). The record is from RefSeq and is a predicted model, not a curated record. Gene Ontology annotation, cellular component: synapse; neuron projection; nucleus. NCBI's taxonomy places the organism in Eukaryota, Metazoa, Chordata, Mammalia, Eulipotyphla, Soricidae. Gene Ontology annotation, molecular function: mRNA 3'-UTR binding; ribosome binding; mRNA regulatory element binding translation repressor activity. Gene Ontology annotation, biological process: negative regulation of cytoplasmic translation. The transcript has 11 exons. The coding region runs from base 175 to 1614 and encodes 479 amino acids.
CCACUGUGCAGGGGAGGACGGGGGAGGCCGCAGCCUCGCCUCACUCACCACCCCAGGGGCACCCACUGGGACCCCACGGGGACCCGCAGCGCACCGCUGGCUGGUCGGCCUCGGCCUCAUCCCCUCCCUUCCCUUCCUGAGCUCGAGGACGCCGAGGACACAGCAGCCAACAAGAUGCUCUUCCCCACAUCCUCGCCCAGUGCCCACGGCCUCCCCAGUGCCGGCGACCUGUGCCUUGGUCUGCAGGCCCUCAGCUUCAGGGGCUGGGAACAGCCCUGGAGCACCCAGGACUCUGACUCUUCAGCCUCAAGCAGCUCACACCCCGUACUUGGCAUGCCCCAGGUCCCACUGGGCAAUGCCCUGGGGAAGUCCCCCUUGAGUUUCCGGCCUCUGGAUCCCCUGGGAUUGGAUGUGGCCAAGUUCCCGUCUCCCACUGUCCGUGGGGCCCACCUGGACUCACGCUGUAGCAGCCCCUCUGACUCGGACACCACCAGCAGCUUCAGCUCUGGCUCCGACUACUUCUCCGAUCUCAUUUCCAGCCUCCGCAUCUCCCCGCCUCUGCCCUUCCUGUCUCUGACUGGGGGUGGUCCCAGAGACCCCUUACAGAUGAGGGUUGGAUCCCGGAUGGACCAGGAGUUAGCCGCGACCACCGCUGUCACGCCCUCCUCCUCCAAUGCAUCCAAGAGGUGGCCUGGAGCGUCCAUGUGGCCCUCCUGGGAGCUCCUGGAGGCACCUAAAGACCCCUUCAACAUAGAGCGGGAGGCCAGGCUGCACCGCCAGGCUGCAGCUGUGAAUGAAGCUACAUACACCUGGAGCGGGCAGCUUCCUCCACGUAACUACAAGAACCCAACCUACUCCUGCAAGGUGUUUCUGGGAGGCGUCCCCUGGGACAUCACGGAAGCUGGGUUGGUUAGCACCUUUCGUGUGUUUGGUGCUCUGACUGUGGAGUGGCCUGGUAAGGAUGGCAAGCACCCGCGGUGCCCGCCCAAAGGCUAUGUAUACCUGGUCUUUGAGCUGGAGAAGUCGAUCCACGCCCUGCUGCAGGCCUGCUCCCAUGACCCGCUGAGCCCUGACAGCCUGAGCGAGUACUACUUCAAGAUGUCCACCCGCAGGACCCGCUGCAAGGAGGUCCAGGUGAUCCCCUGGGCUGUGGCCAACAGCAGCUUUGUGCGGAGCCCAUCCAUGAGGCUGGACCUCAGCAGGACUGUGUUCGUGGGUGCACUGCAUGGCAUGCUCAACGCAGAGGCACUGGUGGCCAUCUUCAAUGACCUUUUUGGAUGUGUGGUGUACGCCAGCAUUGACACCGACAAGCACAAGUACCCCAUUGGGUCCGGACGUGUGACUUUCAGCAACCAGCGCAGUUACCUGAAAGCCGUCAGCGCCGCCUUUGUUGAGAUCAAAACCACCAAAUUCAACAAGAAGAUCCAGAUCGACCCUUACCUGGAGGACUCCUUGUGCCAGAUCUGCAGCUCCCAGUCUGGCCCCUUCUUUUGCCGGGACCAGGUGUGCUUCAAGUACUUCUGCCGGAGCUGCUGGCACUGGCAGCACAGCAUGGGCGGUCUAGGUCACCACAGCCCCUUGAUGCGGAACCAGAAGAACCGGGAGUCGAGCUAGGAGAGCUGGUCUGGCCAGAGGCCCACGCACCCUAAGCCGGCCGGCUGGGCAGCAGCCUGCAACCCUGCAUGGUGACCAGGGAGCUGCUUCCUGAAGACAAGGGAAAACCACAGUCACCUUUGCACUUUCUGAGUCUUUGUUUCUGCACUAAGUAAUGCACAAUGAGUUUUGUCAGGUUUCUUUUAGGGGCUGUGCCAGAGCAAGCGCCCUCAGGCUCACCCUCCAAGUGACUCUGUAGUUCCCAGAUUUUAGUUCCUCAUUUUGCCAAUGAAAAGCAAAAAAAAAAAAAAAAAAAAAAAAAAAAAAAAGAACUAUGUGUCCAGGAGGAGCCGCCAUGAUGCCUCUUUAUUGAAAGCGCUUUUUACAUUUGUUGCGAUCCUGGCGGUGACGUCGGCCUCCCUGCCCUCGUUCUGCGGUCGCCAUACAGUGCCUUUCCAUUGAUUUACCCCCACCUGGACGGCAUAAACUGAGUGUUCAGCUGGUGUUUUUUACUGUAAACAAGGAAACUUUGCUCUUUAUUUAAACCAAAACCAUUUCAUAUUUUGCGCUCAAGGGUUUUUACUGGUCCCUUUUACACUCCUUAAAAGUUUUUCAGUCGUUCAGAACAAGAGAUUUUUUUUUUUCUUUCCGGGUGGCUUUUAACAUUGCACCUUUGAGUCUGGGGACUGCAGGUCACUGUCUCAGGCUGCAGAUCACGGCAUUUGCAACCAAAAAAGAAAAUGGGUUUGAAACUGGUUAGGCUGGCAGGGGUGUGAGCGACUGUACAUAGUCUUACUGGUUUACUGCACUAUCUUCAGUUGCACCUGCGGGGGUGGGGGGGAGGUUGGGGGAAGGUUGGUCAGAUGUUUUUAAUCACAGAGUGACAGGACUAAUUUCUUUUGUAAUUGAGCUACAAAGGGCUGCUUUUUAUUAGGGGCAGGUGAAGCUCAGAGGAUGGCCGAGUGCCCUUCCAGACUGUUCCCCGAGCGAGCAUCGCACGGAGCAACAGUUAUAGGCAUUGAAACGUGACUGGAAGAUGAAAACUUGAUGUUUCCUUUUUAUUUUAAUCUUGUUUAAUCAAACCGACUUGCCCCUAUGGGAAGCUGUGUGCCAAAGAACCGUGUAGCCCUCCCCACGCCGAGCUGCCGUCCCUGCGUACCCCACUGCUCUGGGCCCUGUAAAGCUGUGUGGAGUCUCUACCUCACUGUAGCGCCUGCAGCAUGACUGCGCCCUACACACGUGUGGAGUGAGCUGUGGUGGUGGUGGUGGUCUGGGUACAUAAUAAACACGUUGCAGCAGAA